AUGAGUACAGAGACGCAAAUCCGUCAAAAGACCACCACCGCUGGCAUUCGGAAAAAGCCGUUUGCUGUUCCUCCAGUCAAAGUAGCAUGUCUAUCCUGUCGCUCCUCGCGCAUCCGAUGUGAUGGAAAAGAGCCAUGUUCAGGCUGCAAUUAUAGAGGAAAGGAGUGUGUAUAUGUUCAGAGUCGCAGGGGCGGUGCUCGCGUGCCACGAAACAGAAGGCAGGAGGAGUACGAAAAAGCAGAUUACGUGAAGAUUGCACAGGAUUAUGCUGUCGAGAUUGUGCUAAUCCGAGAACUGCANNGUAUAUCUGUGCCUGCCAGGCUUCAAUUGUCAGCUCUGCGNCCACCGGCAAUACCUCUUUUCGACUCUCGCUUCACAACUAGCUUCCCUCAAGCACCAGACCCAGAGGUAAGGACCACCAGAGUUUUAGAAGGAGCGCAAGUCGUGGAAUCUAACAUUCUCCCACCANNGGCAUGGCCAUUCUUUAUAAAAUCGCAACAGACCAUUCUUCUAGCAACCCAAUUCGUCUCUGCAGUAGGCCGCGCAGUAGACGGUCAAGAAGACUGGACAGACAUAUCCUCCCGCAUGCAAGAUCUACACAACACCAUCGAACCACUGAUAGCCCAAUCGGUCAACUGGACAGACACGAAACCGACGACCACUGACCCCGAAGCUCUCGUGGCAUACUCGUUGAAGCAAAUGUCCAAGAUCAAGUUGAACAGUGCAAGGAUAAAACUCCACCGCUACUGCGCCUUUUUCGAUAUCCCCGUAUUUUCAGAAAAGCACUGCGAUCUUAAGAGAUCUGAACCUUGGCCGACUACCGGUCCUUUGGACCAAAUGUCUUUAACGCCCUCGCCUGGAGUAUCCUGUGGUUGCUCCUCCUCUUCUCUACCGACCCAGAUGCCCAGUCUUACAACAUCAGUCUCACCAGACUCUUCCUCAUCAAGCACAGCAGAGUACUUCCACCCAUUCCCUUUCAGCAACCACCUAUCCUCACGACUGUGCUUAACCUCUGCUCUCGCUAUUGCUUCUGCCUUUGAGGCUUUGCCAUUGCCUUAUUCGUCCUCGCCGCUUGCUCCUCGCAUGAUGCCGAGUUUUGCUUGUUGUGCGAUGCAGAGUGCUUAUGCAUUGCUGAUGGUGUACCAUCGUACGUGNGUGCUUGCGCAACAGGACAACGAGCUGCAGGCACAGAGUAAAGCAGGGCAGUUGUUGGGGAGGUGUGAGGAGGGGUUGAGGCGUGUAUUGCAGGCAUUGGAGAAUUAUUCUGUUGCGUUUGAGGCGUUNGGGGGUAUGAGGGAUCAGAUUCAAGCUGCGGUUGACUGUCUUAGCUUAGCUGAGUAA
Aureobasidium vineae is the source of this 1341-nucleotide messenger RNA. NCBI's taxonomy places the organism in Eukaryota, Fungi, Ascomycota, Dothideomycetes, Dothideales, Saccotheciaceae. The record is from the annotation of a GenBank genome assembly.